Molecule: messenger RNA, 2057 nt
Organism: Vigna umbellata (rice bean)
Lineage: Eukaryota; Viridiplantae; Streptophyta; Magnoliopsida; Fabales; Fabaceae
Source: RefSeq, a predicted model, not a curated record
UGCAUCUGGAGAUGAUCCAAGCUGCAUCUCUUCUUGCAUAUCAUUGCAUACGUAAACCGCGUCACGUUGUUAAAUCAGAGAAACGCAAAGAUACUCAGGUAAGUGUUUCAACCAAAGAAGAAACAAGGUUUCAUCAUGAAUGUUGCAAGCACUCAGAGUCCGAAUCGGAAUCGUCCUUUGAGAAGGUGGUGGAGAUGGGAGUGCCGUGUAACGAAUGCGUUCAAGAAAAACUGCGAUGGUUAAGGUCUCAGAUAAUCGGUAACGGUGCAGAGUUCGAUUCUCCGUUUGGAAGACGAAUCCUUGUGUAUGCUGAUCACACCGCUUCCGCUCGCAGUCUUCGCUACAAUGAAAACUUCAUCGCCGAUCAUCUUCUUCCUUUCUACGCCAACACUCACACGUCCGACAGUUACGUGGGAAGCAGGACAACAAAGAUGGUGCACGAAGCAAGAGAGUACAUUAAAAAAUGCUUAGGUGGUCGGAAAGACGAUGCACUCAUCUUGUGUGGCUCUGGCUCAACUGCAGCCAUCAAGAGGCUGCAAGAAGUGAUGGGAAUUGCAGUACCCUCUAUCUUGAGGGAAAGGGUUUUGAAGAGCCUUAGCACAGAAGAAAGAUGGGUGGUUUUUGUUGGACCUCAUGAACACCAUUCCAACCUCCUUUCUUGGAGGCAAAGUUUGGCUGAGGUGGUAGAAAUUGGUCUUGAUCACCAGGGCUUGAUAAACAUGGAUGCUCUAAAGCUAAAACUUGAGGCCUACAAAGACACCAAUCGACCCAUGUUGGGAUCUUUCUCAGCCUGUAGCAAUGUCACGGGAAUCUACUCAGAUACACGAGCAAUUGCUCAGCUUCUUCAUCAAUACAAAGCCUUUGCAUCCUUUGAUUUUGCAGCGAGUGGUCCAUACGUGGAGAUAAAGAUGAGGUGUGGGGAGAGUGAUGGGUACGACGCAGUGUUCCUGAGUCCACACAAGUUUCUUGGUGGUCCUGACUCUCCUGGGAUUCUGCUUAUGAACGAUGCUCUCUACCGAUUAAGAUCUUCGCCGCCAUCAACUUGUGGAGGUGGAACUGUGGAUUACGUCAACGGCUUCAACAAAAAGGAUACACUGUACUUGGAGAACAUAGAGGAAAGAGAAAAUGGGGGCACCCCUCCUAUAAUCCAGACAGUGAGAGCAGCAUUGGCAUUUUGGGUGAAAGAGUACAUAACCUACAAAGAGAUUGAGAAACGUGAACGAGUUUACAUUAAGAAAGCACUUAAGAGACUAAUGUCCAACCCAAACAUUGAGGUUCUUGGAAACUUGAGAACCAAAAGACAAGCCAUAUUGUCAUUUAUCAUUUAUUCUACCGCGAACAAAAGCUCUUUAUCACCUGGUUGGGGCAUUAAAUGGCUAGAAGACAGCCAGAAACAGGAAAAACAAAGAGAACUUAACUUUUGGAAAGAGACAGAGAGCGAAAGAGGUAAGCUACUUCAUGGCCCUUUUGUUGCAACACUGCUAAGUGACCUAUUUGGCAUCCAAGCCCGUGGAGGGUGUGCUUGUGCUGGACCUUAUGGCCACCAAUUGCUCAAUAUCAACAAAGCUCAAUCUCUUGCCAUUAGAUCAGCAAUUCAAGAGGGUUAUGUUGGAGUAAAACCUGGGUGGAGCAGAGUCAGUUUUCCGUAUUACAUGGAGGAGGAGGAAUUUGAGUUCAUUUUAACUGCGAUAGAGUUUGUAGCAAACUAUGGCCAACGAUUCCUUCCCUUGUAUAGCUUCAAUUUGAGAAAUGGCAGUUGGAGAAUGAAGAAAGAGCAACUUCAGGCUGUGAUAAACCAAAACAACUGCAACUUUCGGAAAACUCUUGAGGAAGCAAAUGAUUUGAAACCACUAAAAACAGGGAAUAACGUUGGAACCAAACAAGUUAGGGUGUUGAGGAAAUCAUACUUAGAUACAGCAAAAUAUAUUGCAAGUCUUCUCCCCAAGUUCCCUUCUGAGGCCAUACUCCAUGAAGAUGUAGAUCCCGAUGUUCUGUAUUUUAGAGUUUAAUUAUUUGCUAAAUAUCAAUUAGCAUUCAUUAAUAUAUAUUUCACUGCU